Molecule: messenger RNA, 2065 nt
Organism: Hermetia illucens (black soldier fly)
Lineage: Eukaryota; Metazoa; Arthropoda; Insecta; Diptera; Stratiomyidae
Gene: C15
Product: T-cell leukemia homeobox protein 3
Exons: 4
Coding region: 613-1506 (297 amino acids)
Biological process (GO): animal organ development; regulation of transcription by RNA polymerase II
Cellular component (GO): nucleus
Molecular function (GO): DNA-binding transcription factor activity, RNA polymerase II-specific; RNA polymerase II cis-regulatory region sequence-specific DNA binding
Source: RefSeq, a predicted model, not a curated record
GAACGAGCACGGUUGGGUGAUUUCAUCUGAUUUCAUUACACAUUUCGUCGAAUCCGAGAAGUCGAGAACCUGAAGUAAGAGGGCAUUCCCGUAACGAGCCGGGCGUCUGUGGCGGUGAUUGUCUCUUGAUUAAGUGCUUACGCUACUCACUUUGUUUGAAAACCCGUUCGAAGGUUUUCAAUGAGUGACAUCUGAGAUAAAGGUUUAAUUAAGACUUUGGCUGCCCUGUCCGGAGGAGGUGUAGUUCUGCCAGUACCGAAAUAGACGAUAUUCGGACGCAGCCUGAAAUGGAGCCUGUUUGUCACUCAUCUGGUGGUGUUUAGAGCAACCUUUUAUCGAACGUUAUGCCAAUAUUAACAUGUCGUUGUCGUGAUAGCCGCUCGCCAGUUAACCUCAGUUGUCCGUCGUUUGUGUCCUGAUUUGUGUACCGUGAGUGACUGUGACUCGAUUGCGAAAGUGUUCCUGACAGUGACGGUGUUGUUUGUCCAAUUUGCAUCCAUUCUGAUAAAUUAGUUCAAUCGCUGUUAAUUGGUGCCGGUCCUUGCCGUUGCUCCAAUUAUCGCUGACUUACUAGAUUUGCUUCGAUUAUCGCCGGUUUUUGAUUAGUGCAAAAUGUCCGGGCACGAAGACGACGAUCAAGAUAUUGAGCAGGAAAUCAAUGUUGAUGUUGAUUCCGAUUCCAGAGCAUCCUGCGACACUCGGUCCGAUAUUGAUUUGGACGGUGGAAGCUGCUAUGACGAAUCAGAAACUGCUUUAGGUGAAUCAAUUCAAUCGGAUCAAACGAGGUCAUCAAGCGAAAAUUUGCCCUUUAGCAUAUCACGGCUGCUAUCUAAACCAUUCGAGAAUAAUAAUAAAAGUCCAGAAAAGGAUUCAUUAGACAACGAGGUUCGGUUAGCUACAAGUCUAGGGACAAGUGCGUAUUCACAUACAGCUGCCCUCUAUACAUAUCCGCUUUAUACGCCCGGACAUGUCCUAAGGGUGCCUCCGCAACGUGCACCAUUGGCCUGGGCUUUACCACCGUUGCAUCACGCCGCUUUAGCACAUCAAGCCGUCAAAGAUCGUUUGGCAGCUGCUUUUCCAAUUGCCCGACGGAUCGGACAUCCAUACCAAAAUCGGACGCCUCCAAAACGGAAAAAACCUAGGACUUCGUUCACAAGGAUACAAGUAGCAGAAUUAGAGAAACGAUUUCAUAAGCAAAAGUACUUAGCAUCGGCUGAGAGGGCGGCCUUAGCGAGAGGUUUGAAAAUGACUGAUGCUCAAGUGAAAACGUGGUUCCAGAAUAGGCGGACAAAGUGGAGGCGACAAACGGCGGAAGAAAGAGAAGCCGAACGGCAAGCAGCCAAUCGACUAAUGCUUUCAUUGCAGGCUGAAGCCUUAAGCAAAGGAUUCGCACCACCCGCGGCAGCACCUAUCUCUACCGUAUCAUCACCGCCCACAAAUGGGGCACCUCUAGCAGCUCUCCAUGGCCUUCAACCUUGGGCUGAGCAACAUGCCGCCGGAUGCUAAUGAAUUCCGUUUGGAUUUCAGUUAAAUAAUGUUUUGUGAUAUUGGUAGUUUUAGCUCUCGAAAAAGCUCCUUUUGUAAAUACAGAAUCGCAGCAGAAUGUGACAAACAUUUAGUAUGCUAGGAUAUAAAACCCGCCGAAGUAAGGGCCGAAUUUUAAGAAUCAAUGAUUGUGGCGUACCCGAGAAAAUUUAUUACGUAUAGUAUUCUAUUGAAUAAUUUAGAUGUUACAAAUGUCGCUUACUUAGCUAUAGCAGUGUAAAUAUUAGAUGAUAAAUUAGUAGUUACUUUAUCAAAGAAAAGCAGCGUUUGGGAAACAAUACUUAACUUUAGUAGAAAUAACAAAGAAGGAAAAGGGAGUGGUGUUUUAUUGUGACCAACAGAGUAAUAAAAGUUUGUAGUUAAACUGAAUCCCAGCAAAAUCAGUUCGCACUAAAAUCACUUCAAUUUAAUGCAUAUGACUAAACUGGACAUUUUGCCGCUGUUGAUUUUAAUUUAUAAUGUUCGGUGAAAGUGCUGAUAUGAUGUCGGUUCUGUGUAUAAAAUUUCAUUUAAGGCAAUA